CGCCUCGCGGACACACGCUAACGCCACACAGCCUCGCGCCGGCUUGACGUCACUCGGCUUGCUGUCAUCCACGGACCAGGGAAGGGCACACAUGACAUGGAGAGACAUUCCCAUAUGAACAGUUAUUAAUGCGUUGUAGCUUGUUAUAAGCUGACGAAGAUUCCUGGAUCUUUGUUGUUACUUAAGUUACCGUAUUACUUUUGUUUGGCCCACCGGAACAACCAGUGACUAGCUAACGGUCUAGCUAGCUUGUAAGUUAAGUAAAGGCAGCGUGAAAAAAAGCCUCCUCAUGGCGUCAAUCCUCUUUACCAGGUCCGUGGCACCUUUAAUGAAAACCUCCCGGACACUAAAGAAUGAAUUCCGUAAAGGGAAAUUACAAGAUGGUGCCUGUUUCAGCUGCACAGCUCUCAGACUCUCCAGUCACAGACCUGCGAGUUUGACUUCAGUUUCCAUAUUCACUCCUACCCUCCCUGUGUCGGGCCAGAGUUGGGACUCGCAGCGGCUCUUAUGCGCUUUCAGCCUCAGAGCCUCCACUUCACUGCACCCUGCGAUCACAACAGGUACCCAGUGGACGACAGUGCCGCAGCAGUACAUCGCCAGUGUCCGGUGGAUACACACAUCGGGGAGGAGAUGGGACGAUUCGAAGGUGGAGAAGUCGCUGCGGUCCAUAAAGGACAAGAAGAAGCUGGAGGAAGGAGGCCCCGUAUACAGUCCCACGGUAGACGCACAACCUGUGAGGAGGACAGUCAGACAGUGGGUCGUGGAUGAAGUCAAACAUUACUACCACGGCUUCAAGCUGCUGUGGUUUGAUACCACAAUUUCUGCGCGAAUGCUGUGGAACGUCCUGCAUGGACAUGUCCUGUCCCGACGGGAGAGGAGACAAUUUCUCAGAACGUGCGCGGACGUCUUCCGACUCGUCCCCUUCCUCGUCUUCAUCAUCGUCCCCUUCAUGGAGUUCCUGCUCCCCGUGGCUCUGAAGCUCUUCCCCAACAUGCUGCCGUCCACCUUCGAGACACAGUCAAAGAAGGAGGAGAGGUUGAAAAAGGAGCUGAGGGUCAAACUGGAGAUGGCCAAGUUCUUGCAGGACACCAUCGAGGAGAUCGCCCUGAGGAACAAAGCUGCCAAAAGCGACGUGGCCGAGGAGUUCUCCACCUUCUUCCAAAUGAUCCGGAACUCCGGAGAACGUCCCAGUAACGAGCAGAUCUUGAAAUUCUCCAAACUCUUCGAGGACGACCUGACUCUAGACAAUCUGACACGACCUCAGCUGGUGGCUCUAUGUCGCCUCCUGGAGCUCCAGUCCAUCGGGACCAACAACUUCCUGCGCUUCCAGCUCAUCAUGAAGCUGAGGACCAUCCGAGCUGACGACAAGCUGAUUGCAGAGGAAGGAGUGGACAGUCUGAACGUGAAUGAGGUGCAGGCAGCCUGUCGUGUCAGAGGGAUGAGGUCACUCGGAGUCACAGAAGAACGACUGAGAGAGCAACUCAGCCAGUGGUUGGACCUGCACCUGAACCAGCAGAUCCCCACCUCUCUGCUGCUGCUGUCUCGGGCCAUGUACCUACCCGACACCCUGUCUCCUGCCGACCAGCUGAAGACCACACUGCAGACGCUGCCUGAGAUGGUGACAAAGGAGGCUCAGUUGAAUUUGGCAGAGAUGGAGCUCUCCAAAGUGGACAACAAGACCAAACUGGAGACGACGCUGCAGGAGGAGGCGGCCAUUCGCCAGGACAACAAAGAGCGUGAGAUGGAGAGACUGGCUGAUGCUGCAGAGAAGGUCGCAAAGCAGGGUGAGAUGGAGCUGGAAGCAGAGAGGAUGAAGCACAAUAAGACGAAGGUGGCUGCUGAUUCAGAGACGCUGAAGGACACAGCUCCUGUCUUAGAGGGAACCAAGUUUGAACAUUGGCAGACUUUCCUGCGCUUCCAGGGAGAGGAGAUCACCAAGGAAGAGAUCGACAUGCUGAGUGACGCCUGCUCAAAGCUGAAGGAGCAGAAGAAGCUGUUGACUCUGGAGAAAGAGGAGCUGGAGGAUCUGAAGGACGACGUCCAAGAGUACAACGAGGAUCUGGAGGAAAUAAAGAAGGAGCUGUCUCAGAGCGGCCAGGAGACGGUGAAGGAGUCGAAAGCGAGUCAGCGCCUGUCCAAGAGGGUCAACCGCAUGAUUGGUCGCAUGGACAAGAUCAUCGUGGAGCUGGAGAAGGACAAGGAGACCCUGGACGGACAGACGGCCAGUGGGACAUGCCCACCCCUUGGAUUAUUCUUUACUAAACAUAGUGAUGUCACAAGUCUGUUCUAUACCUUCAGGGAGAACCUCAUCAGUAUCGACGAGCUGAUCAACAUCAUGCGGCAGAUCCAGAACAUUCCCGAGGACAAGCUGCAGCGCAUCGCCGAGGCCCUCGACGACAACAAGGACGGGAAGAUCGACAUCGACGACGUCAUCAAAGUGGUGGAGCUGAUCGACAAGGAGGACAUCGACAUCUCCACCUCUCAGGUGUCUGACAUCAUGGUGAUGCUGCAGAAGGAGGAGAUGCUGAUGGAGAAGGAAAAGGCCAAAGAGAAGGCAGAGAAGGAGCAGGCGGCCAACAGCUAACUCGUUUCCCAGAAAAAGAAGAAAAACAAACAAACAAACAAAAAAGAGAAAGACACGGAAGAUUGUGUAAAGAUGAUGUUGGUUCCUCAGUCACAGAGAAACUCUGGACGCCGGAGAGAGCGAACUGGACAAAUCGAGAGUCAUAGUUUGAGGUAACGACUGAAAAACUGACACAUCAGAAGUUCAACAUAAUCUAAAAAAAAAGAUUUUAAAGACUCAUUGUCUUUAAAAUGCACAAAAAUCAAAAAAAACAAGCAUCAACGGCCUCAUGUUGAGCUCUUCUGGAAUGAUCCUGUAGAGAUUUGGUUUUGUGUAAAUAAUCUAAAGAAUUUAUUAAUAAGAGAGUGACAGAUCGCCAUGGUUACAAGUUAUAUAUUACUUCCCAGAGUAUCCAAAAUUCCUGGGUUUAAAUUUGUGAUUUAAGGUUUGAGGUGAGCUCACCUCUUCUUUUGGCCGUAGAGAAACGAGCGAUCGUUUCUAAACUUUGCACAGUUAACAAAAAUCACCAUCACCAUCGUCAUUCCACCCAGUUUCAUUUCAGUCUGUCCCUCAUCCUCUCCGAUUGUAAAUGAUUUUGUUUUAUAUUAUGAAUUGUACGAGAACCGGUAGCUUAUUUCCUGAGAUCUUUAAACGGUGGCUGCAACCAAAGACCUCAUUGGACACCGUGUUGAAAAUGUCAAUCACUUCUAGUGCACUUUGCCCAUAAUGUGGGAGUCGAUUUAGACGCGGCUGAAUUGAAAUGGCAGCAAAUGCCAUGACAGUAGUCUUGGGACAAAAGCGCCACCUAAGGUGCGGUGCUGAAUAAAGCCAGUGGGUGGCAGCAGAGAUUAAUUGAAACGAUGCAGCUCGUAUCUCAAACACGUCCGUUGCCUUUCGCUGUGAAGGCUAAUAAAGCAGCUGUUGCGAGUUCUGUGUAGGAGAUGGUCGUUAUACAAAAACAACUGGACAUCGCAGUAUACUGUGAUAUUUAUCGUAAUAUUAAAGUUGUACGAAACGCCCACCCCCAAUUAGAUGCAACUUAAAAAUUGAUGAUCAAUCAAGCAACACUUUACUGAAGGGAGGAAAACGACUUCUACAUCAAUAUUAAAAACUGCACUGUAAUUUCUUUUUGUACAUACGACCUAAUUAUUAAUCUCAUUGUAGCACAGCUCUGCGUGUUUAUUCCUGUGUUUAACAAAAGCUCUGCGUAAAAUGCCAAAGUUGCACUGCAGCAUGUUUGAAUAACAUUAUUGAUGAUCUCCGAUUAUUAACAAAAACCGACGGGAGACUUUUUUUUUUUUUUGUACAGUGGUAUCACAUCAGCUACGACACACACACACACACACACACACGUUUGCACAGUGAAUCUUCUUAGGACUCUGUAUGGACUUCCAUUAAUUUGACCGGACUAAACAAAGCCUUAUCCCCAACCUCCCCCUAACCUGAGCCUUUAACCCCUUUCUAAAAACCAGGUCUUUGGUCCUCACAGAGAUAUUCAUACAAGUACACACAAACACACACACGUAUACACGUAAAUGAUAAUUUCAUGCAUGUCAUGUAAAGCGUAUACACAUAAAUCUUAAAUAAAAGGAUGGGAAAAAUUAAGCAAAUUUGUUUGGGGGGACCCAAAAUAAAUCACCCACGACCCAUCUGUGGGUCUCAACCCAGUGUUUGGGAACCACUGCCCUAGGCUUCUCUUUUGUUUCAGCCACUGAGCUCUGGAGCAAACGCUGUCCGUCGCGCUGCCUCGGCGUGAACCAGCCGCUCGAUUUGAUUUGCUCUCUCCCUGGCUCUUAAAGCCGGAGCCGUCCGUGUGUCACUCCUCCUCCACAGCAGCUCUCGAGCAGCUCAUGGUGUAAACACGGUUGACAGAGUGGCACUGCAGAUAACGCUGAGUGGACGACCCUCCGUUUUUAAUCCCCUUCCUGGAAUCCGCUGUCAGGACGUGUGAUUUAGAGCGCGGCCGCCCGUCCUCCAUCCGUCUCUGCGCUCGGCGCAGACUGGACGCUGGCUGACACGGUGACGCCUCUGCCGUCGCCUGCGACCGGUCAGAGUGAUGGAUGCUGGGUAAACACUCGGCCCAUACAUGGGCCACAGACCUGCUCGUCUGGAGGGUUGUGUUUAGGUUUAGAGACGCAGCGGCGGGGACAUGGCAUCGUUACGCGCAGCAUAAAUCAGCCGUCGGUGUAAACAUGUCGCGGGGGCAACGUCUCCAGGACACUUGGCAGAGGAGAGUGGUGUCUGUGUCUGUGCGUGGAGGGGUGAAAGGUCAGGUGCAGAAAGAGUGACACAUAACAGAGUGUUUAAAGAUCAGUACUCAGGGUUUCUGUGUUGCUCCAGGAGAGUUUGAAAGGGUCAUUCUAUGUAGUGUUCUCUCAGCCAGUGGUUCCCAAGACUGGGUCAGAACCCAGAGAUUGGUCGCAGGAGAUUUUUCUUUGGGUUCCAAAACAAACCUCUUUGAAAAGAUUAUGUUUACGUCUUAAGUCACAUGCAUGAAAGGACGUUUUAGUUCAUAUACCGAUCGUUUAUGUUGGCUGUAAAUUAGUCGCUACAUUAUGCACAAAUUUGUUCUUUGUACUUCUUAAAAAAAGCUAUAUAAUAACAAUCCUGGAUCACUUAAAAAUCUAUUAUUCACUCGUUUAAAUUGACAGAUUUGUAUAAUUGUCCUCGUACUUCUAAAAACAGUCGCCAGCUUCACAGAGAUUUCAUUUUUUUACACAUAAAAGGCAAAGUGAAGAUCUUUGGGUUUUUGGACAGUGUGUCGCUGGAGGUGUUUGAAACUGUGAUGUUGCCUCGUGACAUUUUCUAAUCAAUUAUUUGAAGAAAUAAUCAGAAAAAAUUUGAAUUUGAUUUGCGGCUGUGGCUGGAAACCUGUUCUACCUGAAGCAACCGGUUUUCAGUGCUGUUCUUGGUGUGAACGCCUGGACGAUGUGAUGUGGAAAAUGAUGAAGUGUGGAUUAUUUUUUACAGGUUAUUACUCAUUCAAAAUCCAAAGAAAUGUAGUUUUCAGUGUCAGAAAACGGAGAAGCAGCCAAAUUUCACAGUUUGAUGAGUUCGAAACAAGCAAAUGUCACAUAUUUACCUUUAAUAAUAUUCAAUUAAUGGACUAAACCAUUUUUGACAUUUCCAUCUUCCAGUGACGCAACCUAAGUGUAAAAAUCCUAAAAGAGAAAAACGCACUCGUACAGUUCAGAUUUUUUUGUUGUAUUUUCACCACUUUCUCCCACAUAACAAACAUCAACACAAUUUAUUAUUAACCUUUCAUGUAAGAAUACAGGUUAUUUUGAAAUAUAGAAACCAUAAUAUGCAUAUCAAGACCAGCUACCACAUGUCAUUUACAGAAUAUAGACAUAAAAGCGUGUUGAAGCGCGUCCUGGUGUUUGGCUGCAGCGUGAGGAGAUGUGCAGUUUCCACAAAUCACCACCGGCAGCAGUGUUGCACUGUGUUGUUCAAGUUGCUGUUGACGUUUAUCUGUCGAGGUUUAUCAGUUUUCCAUCAGGGUGAUUUUGUUUCACUCAGCUUUUGCCACUGUAUGUGCACUAUCUGAUUAUUAUUAUUUAUAUAUAUAUAUAUAUAUAUAUA
This is a messenger RNA of Solea solea (common sole), 6145 nucleotides long. RefSeq names its product leucine zipper-EF-hand containing transmembrane protein 1 (gene letm1). Gene Ontology annotation, molecular function: calcium ion binding; ribosome binding. Gene Ontology annotation, cellular component: mitochondrial inner membrane. The transcript has 16 exons. Lineage: Eukaryota; Metazoa; Chordata; Actinopteri; Pleuronectiformes; Soleidae. Gene Ontology annotation, biological process: intracellular monoatomic cation homeostasis. The record is from RefSeq and is a predicted model, not a curated record. Bases 290 to 2584 code for a protein of 764 amino acids.